Molecule: messenger RNA, 1570 nt
Organism: Brassicogethes aeneus
Lineage: Eukaryota; Metazoa; Arthropoda; Insecta; Coleoptera; Nitidulidae
Source: the annotation of a GenBank genome assembly
CUCGUGGUUAAAAAUGACAGACCAUAUCAAAAUACUGCAAUUUUCUCCAGAAUUUUGAUAUUUUUGCUGUUGGAUUUCUUAAUGUCGUAUAGGACAUGAUGCUGUUUUUACUGGAUAUGCAUCCAGAAAGUUCCUGUAUGAAACCCUGACAGAAACCCUGUGUAUGUUGAUGAUAUCCGAUGGAAAGUUUCCUCCGCAAAUGAGUAAAAGCUGCAAAGUGAGAGCUCUAUUGGCCUAUUGGAUUUUAGGUCUUUGCAAUAACUAUGGAUACGUUGUUAUGCUUACGGCAGCGCACGAUAUUAUCAAUGGAUACUUGCCAAAUACUACAGAAGACCAUUCUAACAACGCAAGGAACUGCACGCUUAUGUCCACCGGCGCUAUUUUGCUAGCCGAUGUAGUCCCAGCUUUAAUUGUUAAGUUUUUGGCACCUUUUCUACCAUUUUUCGUUCAUAUAAGGGUAGCUAUUUGCGUUAUUUUUGCUAUUGGAGGGUUUUUGCUAGUAUCACUUAGCAAUACCAUGAUCCUAGCUCUAUUAGGUGUGAUUCUUACAUCCUUUGUCAACGGUUUAGGAGAAGUUACUUUUCUACAGUAUAGCUCGUUUUACGACAAAAAUGUUGUAUCAUCCUGGAGCUCGGGGACUGGAGGUGCCGGUGUUAUAGGAUCAAUCUCAUAUUCGGCGUUGCAUAUUAUAGGGAUGAGAUUAGCUUUACAAAUAAUGUUAAUUGUUCCGAUAGCAAUGGCUCUUGCUUUUUGGUGGCUUCUCCCUAAACCUAUGGGCUUGCUGGAUGUGCAGAAACAAGUGAAUGCCAAUGAUUUGGAAAAUCCCAAAGAGGCGCUGAAAUACAAAUUAAGAUUGAUACCUGGUUUGCUAAAGUAUAUUAUACCAUUCAGUUUGGUUUAUUUGUUUGAAUAUUUCAUCAAUCAAGGAACGUUUGAAUUGGUCAAUUUUCCCGAUACUUUUGUAGAUCAAAAGGGUCAGUACAGAUGGCUUCAAGUUUGCUAUCAGGUCGGAGUGUUGAUAUCCAGAUCCUCCGUCAAUUUAUUUCACAUAAGACAAAUAUGGGUCCUAGCUGUCUUGCAGUUUUUAAACGUUAUUAUAUAUACUACAGAAGUUAUAUAUUUUUAUAUUCCCAGUUUUUAUGUCAUGAUAUUCCUGACUAUUUGGGAAGGAUUGCUGGGUGGAUCUGCCUAUGUUAAUACGUAUUAUACAAUAUCAAUGGAAGUGCCAGAAGAAGAUAAACAAUUUUCAAUGGCUAUUACUGGCUUCGGGGACAGUAUCGGCAUUAGUUUGGCAGGCCUUUUUGCGAUGUGGUUUCACAAUAAAAUAUGCGAUUUACCCCUGCCAUAGUUAAUAUUUGUAUUUUUCUAGUAGGUGUUUUGUAAUAACAUGUCUGUAAUUUUAGCAUUUUUUAUUUGAAUUUGCUGACGAUAAUAUUAAAUGUGUUUUCCUAAAUUUUUGAGUAAUAUUAUUAGUAUGAGCCAUUCUUAACAAUAAUUGAGGCGCACAAUAUAUUCACAUAAACAGGACUGUCUCACCUUAGGUAAAAAAAUGCGACUACCCCACUUGAAA